Messenger RNA from Pyrus x bretschneideri (Chinese white pear), 630 nucleotides. Its product is annotated as zinc finger BED domain-containing protein DAYSLEEPER-like. The coding region runs from base 1 to 630 and encodes 209 amino acids. The record is from RefSeq and is a predicted model, not a curated record. NCBI's taxonomy places the organism in Eukaryota, Viridiplantae, Streptophyta, Magnoliopsida, Rosales, Rosaceae. The transcript has a single exon.
AUGGCUCUGAAGGUCCAUUUUAUUGAUAGUAACUGGGAGCUGCAUAAGAAAAUAUUGAACUUUCGCGUUGUACGUGAUGUGAAUGAGGAGACGGUUGGAGAACUCAUCGCAGCGUGUUUAGUUGAAUGGGGUUUAGAAAGAGUGUUGACGGUUUCUGUUGAUAAUGUGAGUGCAAAUGAUGCGGCUAUCAACUUUAUGAAAACGAAGUUGAAAAUUUUGGCUGGGAAUUUUUUAGAUGGUGAAUUUUUACACAUACCGUGCUAUACACGUAUUGUGAAUUCGAUUGUGAACGAGAGCUUGAGAGAUAUGCAUGAAUCAAUCGAUAGUAUUCGCAAUGCUGUGAGAUAUGUAAAGAUUUUUCCCGAAGGAUUAUCGAAAUUUACAGCAUUUAUUGAGCAGGAAGAAAUUGAGUGUGAAGGUCUAAUGGUUUCGGAUGAUCAUACUGGGUGGAAUACAACCUAUUUGAUGUUGAGAGACCCCUUAAAGUUCCAAAGGGCCUCUGAGAGGCUAGAAGAAGAUGAUGAAGAUUAUGCUAGCUAUUUCUUGGAGGAUUGGAUCAGUAGGGUAAAAUUGAAAGGGCCACCUACUGUCGAUGAUUGGGAAAAUGUUCGGGUUUUUGUUAUACUUUGA